UGAGUGGAGUUAUAUUUCCAUUCAGUAGACGGCGCUAAUACAAUAUUGCCAUUGCAAUAUCUAAAAACCAUCGAAGAAGAAGACGCUUCCGCUUGAAGGCGGAACAGGCGCCAAAAUCGAAAACGUUUUUCCUGUUAAAGCAAAGCCGAGAAGCUGAAAAUGGACCCGACGACACGGUUCUUUGCCAAGCUGAAAAAGCUAGCGGUGACUCUAGAAUCAGAAACUGCCAAGCUCCAGCAAGCUUUUGAAAACCGAAACAACGACUGUGACAGCGAAACCACAGCGAGAGCGAUGCGAGCAUAUCACGAACUGAACUGUGACGCUGCCAAUCUGAAGGGACAGAUCCAGGAACAGCUGGCUGAGCAGAAAGCGCAGGAUUAUGAGGUGAGCAGCUUCAUUAAGGCCUGUAGAGUGAUGGAACAGAAGGUCACUAAGGACAUCCAGGGACUGAAGGCACACUGGGAAAAAUAUGGUUACCAAGCUCCUCAAGACACCCAGAGAGCAACCAGAGCCAAAAGUCAGGAGUCAGAUGCUGAAGAUGAGCUAGCAGAUGAAAGCGAGUCAACGGGAGGCGAAGACGGAAGCCAGGAGGAGAAUGGAGAUAAUUACCCCUCGUCACCUCCCACAGCGGGACCGCCACCCGUCACUGACGUGCUGCGAACGCCGCAGCUCUCUGACUUCGGUCUGUCUGAAAUGCAUCUGAAGAGAGCUCUAGCUGGGGCUGAGUGGUGCACUGAAGUGCCGCCUAUGCCAGAGAUAAUGCUCCCUCAGCCCUCACUCAACACCCCAGCACCACCACCGUUGCCUUUAACUCCCAAAUGUGCCCUGCGGAUGGAUGACGACGAGCUUCAGACACCCCAGAUGCAUAACUUUGGCAUCUCGGAGCACACCAUGUGUUUGAUCAAUGAUUUCACUAUGGAUCUGGUCCAAAAGAAUGUUGAAGCGCCCCCAAGACCCACACAAGACAUACCCGCACCACCAAUGAACUCACUAAUGGAGGGUUUUCAGGCUAAAGCAGACGGCUUAGAGUCCCCAGAGCUGCCUGUGCUUUGCACCCCGGGUUUCAAAAUCAAAAGGACAAAAAGUCACUGCUCCCCACCUGUGCAAGACAAUGGUGACCCAGAAUCUCCUGAUUGCCCUAGAAAAGCACCUACAACCCCUGAGGUCCCAGCAUUUCAAACCCCAUAUCUGAACCAACUCGUCAGUGCCAAAAAGAGCACACGGCAGCCUGAGCCUGCCAAGAUGCAAGGUGAUGAUGAUAGCCACACCUUCGAGCUUCCGACACCUCCUCGUAACGGAUCGGCCGGCUCCAAACGCACCUGGGAAUGCAAAGUGCCAGAAAUACCCUUCCUGGGUGUGGAGGACAAGCAGAUGCCAGAGAUGCCAAACCUGGAGUCUGUUUUGGGGAAUUCUUUACGAAGUAGAACUGCCAAAAUGCUGAAGCAGACUAGCGAUCAUGGAAAGGGGAUUAAGGAGCCCACAGUCAACAGCAUGGAGCUGGAUGGACCAACCCAGGAGUUCAGUUUGGGGACACCUCGCCUCAGGAAGGACUUCCAAGAGCCCACCACGCCAGAAAUGCCAGACCUCAGCUCUGUUACACAGGACAUCUGUAAACUUGUGUCACAGGCUCAGUCGAAGAAGACUGCCAUGGCAGUUGUUCAGCCACACGUCAGGGCAGAAAAUGUUAAAAAUAGUCCUCUUCCAGUAGCUGCAAGUGUGUCUGUGGUCUCAGAGAGUGAGUUCCAGAGUCUUCCCAGCUACCUGAGACAGAUGACUCUGCACAGCCUCAACCAGGCCAUCCGAAACAUCAACGAAUUCGUUGCAGACGGUCCGGGAGGAAAGACAGAGUUACAGAUGGAGGAGCUGAGGAGGAUUACCAAUGUUGGAACCAAGACCCCUGUGUACAUCCUCUGUCUGACUGAGCUCAAAAGGCUCACGCACGUUGGAGGAGCCAAGAACACCUCUGUGUACAAACUGAGCACUCACAACUAAAUGUGGUGUGGACGUAUCACACUUUGUCCGUUCCUUCGAGACUCAAACACCUGCUUGUACUUUCAUCUCUAAGUUACUGAGGUGCUGAUCUGUCUCUUGAGCCUGUAUCAAUAUACACUGCAAGAAGAAGAAGACUUCACAAGAAGAAAGUGGACUUGGUAACUUUUGCAAGUACUGAUGUAUGUAUUAAUAGUCAUUAAUUUGCCCCUGAGUGGCUUUAUUCUGGUUUUGAACUGACCUGUACAUUGUAAAUUCAUAACACAUUAGCACAUAGAUGUAAAUGAAAGUGUAGCAUAUUAACGACUAAUGAUGGAUAGAAUAAAAAAAAGACAAGACUUAAAGUUGA
Messenger RNA from Scatophagus argus, 2338 nucleotides. It is a transcript of the gene ska3, whose product is annotated as spindle and kinetochore associated complex subunit 3. Gene Ontology annotation, cellular component: outer kinetochore; spindle microtubule. The coding region runs from base 160 to 1992 and encodes 610 amino acids. The record is from RefSeq and is a predicted model, not a curated record. The transcript has 12 exons. Lineage: Eukaryota; Metazoa; Chordata; Actinopteri; Scatophagidae. Gene Ontology annotation, biological process: mitotic cell cycle; chromosome segregation.